AUGACGUUAAGCUUGUCAAAGGUAAAAGAUGUCUAUUUUGACCAAUUGUUUCACUCCCAAAGACAUGGUGAUGGUGUGAAGAGCCACAAUAGUAAUAGUGGUGGUGGUGAUGGUUUUGGUGAGGUUGAGCAAAAGAGACCCAAGGUUCUUCUUCUCGACAAUUAUACCACCGCUGUGGUUUCAAUGUGUUAUACCCAGUCGCAAUUGCUUUCAAACGAUGUUAUCUUGAUCGAAUUAAUUGGUUCGUUUAAACACCUUUCUAGUAUGAAAAAUGUCGAUUGCAUAGUUUAUAUAAAACCAUGCACCGAGUCGAUUCAACUGUUGUUGAAAGAAUUGAAAGCGCCCCAUUACAAAACUUACAACUUGUACUUUAAUAAUACAGUCAGCAAGAACCAAAUCGAGCAGUUGGCCGAGGCCGACGAAUACGAAGUCAUUGAGAAGGUAAUUGAGUUGUUUCAAGACUAUUCUAUUUUGAAUAAUGAACUUUUUUUGAUCAAACCUGAAAAAAAUGUGGCAAACCCGGUUUUGCUGGAAGCUGAGAGUUUGACAAGUUUGCUUCUUGCAUUGAAGAAAACUCCUUUGAUUAAAUAUGAAUCGAAUUCAAUCGAUUUGAAAAGGCUCAGUUCGGAAAUCUUGUACAAUAUCAAUUCAAAUUCAAAUAAUAACUUGUUUGACGAUUUGAAUCGACAUUCAGAUAUCCCACCAAUCUUGUUAUUGUUGGAUCGAAAAAACGAUUCAAUAACUCCGCUAAUUACUCCAUGGACCUAUCAAUCGAUGAUCAAUGAGUUUUUGAAUAUCGAGAAAAAUGUAGUGAAAUUGCCCCCUGAUAACCAAGUCAUUCUUUCCCAAGAUGAUCAGUUUUUUAAAGAGUCAAUGUAUUUAAACUAUGGUGAUUUAACCGAUAAGUUUCAAAAAUAUGUUGAAAAGUAUAAAACUGAAACUAAACAAUCUUCAAUAGAGAAUCUCAAGUCACAGAAUUUAUCAGACUUGAAAAAGAUCUUGACAAAGUUCCCCGAAUACAAAAAGUUUUCCGUUAAUAUCUUAACCCACUUGAACUUGAUUAGUGAAAUAGAUGAACAAAUAUCACGACAGCUGUUGUGGGAAAUUGGAGAAUUGCAACAAACAAUAAUUUGUGAUUUAGAUCAACAACUGAAUAUUAAGCAGAAGUUGGUGGAAAUCUUGGAAAGUAAGAAAUACCUUACUGAACACAAGAUAAAGUUGGUGUUGCUCUACUCACACCGUUUUCAUAACCCAACCGAUUUAUCAUUAUUCAUCUCCAAACUAAACGACCCAACUUUCACUAUUCCAUCACCGACAAUGAAUCAACUCGAAUUGUUGAAAAAGUUUACAACACUAUUUAGAACUAAUGAUAUAGCUGCAGGGCAGAAACACCACCUGCAGCAACAGGGAUUGACUAAUCUCUUUGCCAAUAAAAGAGUCAAUAUCAAUAACAUAUUCAAUAGGCACUCGAAUGCUACUACUAAUGACAACAUUUAUUUGCAAUAUACACCAAGACUAAAUGAAAUCCUAGCAAGUCUAAUAAGCCCUGAAACCCAAUCUUCACAAACUUUCCUAGCAACAUUGAUUCCCGACAAAGUAAAACUGCAAUAUGGUAACAAUACUGAUUAUCUGGCUCGAGAUAUAAUUGUUUAUAUAAAAGGUGGUGUGACUUAUGAGGAAUCCAGAUUAGUCCAUGAGCUCAGUGCUAAUAACAAUAAAGUUAGUAUCAUUAUUGGUGGUGACGAAGUAGUGAACAGUUCACUGUGGUUGAACAAAAUGUGCAAUAUGGUUUCUCGCAAUGAAGAUCAAGAGCAAGCUUCUUCACCAACAACUGCGCAAGAUAGACAAGAGUUACUUCGUGAAGUAUUGUAA
Molecule: messenger RNA, 1872 nt
Organism: Lodderomyces oxycetoniae
Lineage: Eukaryota; Fungi; Ascomycota; Pichiomycetes; Serinales; Debaryomycetaceae
Exons: 1
Coding region: 1-1872 (623 amino acids)
Biological process (GO): vesicle-mediated transport; intracellular protein transport
Cellular component (GO): Golgi membrane
Source: RefSeq, a predicted model, not a curated record